This is a messenger RNA of Belonocnema kinseyi, 4878 nucleotides long. RefSeq names its product ATP-dependent translocase ABCB1-like. Gene Ontology annotation, biological process: transmembrane transport. The transcript has 20 exons. Gene Ontology annotation, molecular function: ATP binding; ABC-type transporter activity; ATP hydrolysis activity. The record is from RefSeq and is a predicted model, not a curated record. Bases 90 to 3866 code for a protein of 1258 amino acids. Gene Ontology annotation, cellular component: membrane. NCBI's taxonomy places the organism in Eukaryota, Metazoa, Arthropoda, Insecta, Hymenoptera, Cynipidae.
UAGAAUCGAUGUUCAGUGCAUACAAUAUUACAGGUAAAUAAAGUUGAAAUUUGAAUUCUGUCUUCAGGAACUUAAUAUAAUUACCGAAAAUGAGAUUAAAAUGCUAUGUCAUGAAGCUAUUUUCUGUUCAUAAGCGUGUACAGAUUUCAUGGAUUCGUCGACCUGUAAAUGCAGUACCAGAUUUAUUUCGUUAUGCAACAAAAUGGGAAGCAUUCCUGAUGGUAAUUGGAGGAUUAUGCAGCAUUGGAACAGGAUUAGCGGUACCAUGGAAUGUCGACAUGUUUGGAAAAUUGGUUGGCGGGAUGGUUGAUGCCCAAAUAGUGAGUGCAUUUAAAGCACUUGGAAUAGAUGUUUCAAAAUAUAUUAUAACAGACGUAAUGGAAUCUGUGACGAAUUUUGCAAUUGGCACUUUGAUAAUUAGCGGCAUAAUGUUGGGACUGACAUAUGUUAGCAUUUCUCUUUUUAAUUACACUUCUCAAAAUCAAUCUCUUCGAAUAAGAACAAUAUAUUUGAAAUCUAUUUUGCACCAAGAUAUUAGCUGGUAUGAUGUCAUGAGCUGCAGUGACGUUGCAAGCAGAUUAACUGAGGACGUCAUAAAACUUGAAGAUGGAAUCGGCGAAAAAUUUGUAAUUUUUUUGCAUAAUUUUGUUGCAGUCAUUGGUUGCAUUGUUCUUGCUUUUCACAAUGGUUGGAAGCUUGCUAGCAUUUGUCUAGUUCCACUCAUUGUCAUUAUUGUAAUCCUUUAUGCUGUUGCAAAGGCAACAGCAUCAUUGACUCGAAAGGAAGUAGAUGUAUAUGCCACAGCAGGAGCUAUAGCCGAAGAAGCAUUUUCCGCUAUUCGUACGGUUGCAGCUUUUGGAGGUGAAAAAUCAGAAUUUCUAAGAUACAAGUCAAACCUUUUGUCAACCUACAAAAACAAUAUUAAUUCUGUUUUAAUUUCUGCCCUGGAAUUUGGUUUAAUUUGGCUAUCAACUUACAUAACUUACUCUUUCGCAUAUUGGUAUGGAGUUGACUUAAUUUUGAGAGAAAGGUUACUUCCUAUAGGAACUCAAAGUUUCACACCAUCAUCCAUGGCAACGAUAUUCUUCAGCGUGAUGAUGGGCACUGCAAAUUUAUGCUCUGGUGCAAUGUUCAUUGAAACAUUUAAAAUUUCAAAAGCAUCUGCUGUAAAAGUUUUUUCUGUUAUUGAAAGAAAUUCAAAUAUUGACAGUUUAUCUCUGAAAGGAUUAAAACCACCCGACAUUGGUAGUUCUAUCGAAUUUAAAAACGUAUCUUUCGAAUAUCCUUCAAGGCCUGAAAUUAAAGUCCUGAAAAAUUUAAGUUUCUCCGUAAAAGAAGGAGAAACAGUGGCACUCGUUGGAAGUUCUGGAUGUGGAAAGUCCACUUGUAUUCAACUUGUGCAACGUUUUUAUGAUGUAUCUGGAGGACAGAUUUUAAUAGAUGGUUAUGACUUACGUGAUCUAAACAUAAAAUGGUUUAGAAAUAAAUUGGGGACAGUUGGUCAAGAGCCGAUUCUUUUUGAUACAAAAGUUGCAGAAAAUAUUCGUUAUGGAAAUGUGAAUGCAUCGAUGGAGAAAAUUAUACUGGCAGCGAAAGAAGCAAACGCUCAUAAUUUCAUAAUGAAACUACCAUAUCAAUACGACACACUCGUAGGCGAAGGAGGUACAAAAAUCUCUGGAGGUCAGAAACAGAGAAUUACGAUAGCAAGAGCUUUGGUUCGAGAUCCAAAUAUUUUACUUCUCGAUGAAGCAACUUCUGCUCUUGACACGAAAAUGGAGGCCAAAGUGCAAGCUGCUCUAGAUAAGGUAUAUAAAGGAAGAACUACGAUCAUUGUUGCACACAGACUAACGACGAUACGAGAAGCUGAUAAAAUAAUUGUCUUGAAAAAUGGAGAAGUUAUAGAAGAAGGAAACCAUGAUUAUUUAAUGAGAUUAAAGGGCCACUAUCAUUCACUUGUCACAGCGCAGGCAACUGAUAUUUCGGAAAUACACACUGGAGAGAUUAAAAAACCAACAGAGAAAAAGAAAACACUUGAAAUACCUGACGAUGAGUCCAGUACAAUGUCUGAGAUCUCGCGCGAAGCAGAAAAUAUUGAAUCGAUUGAUGCAGUUUCAACAAUGAAGAUUUUAGAGUUGAGCAAACCAGAAUGGUUUUACAUACUGCCAGCCUGUUUUGCGUCCAUCAUUGUUGGUUGCUCUCCUCCAUUAUUUUCCACCUUUUUUGGCGAUGUUAUAGACGAAUUAUCGGGCCCAGAUUCAGAUUUGAUCCGCAGUCGCACUAGUAUGUAUUGCACGUAUUUCGUAACAGCGGGUGUAUUAAUUGGCGCAUCUAAUUUUGCUCAAUGUUUGCUUUUUGGAAUUGCGAGUGAAUGUUUAACGUUGCGAUUACGAGGACUGAUUUUUCAAACUAUGUUGCGACAAGAGAUUGGCUGGUUUGAUGAUCCGUCAAAUGGAACAGGGGCUCUUUGUUCUAAAUUAUCUACAGAGGCUGCUGCCGUUCGGGGUGCAACUGGCCAGCGAAUUGGAAUCAUUGUCCAAUCCUAUAGUACUAUCAUCCUAUCAGUUUCUAUGGCUAUUUACUAUGAAUGGAGACUAGGAUUAGUAGGCACCGCUUUCAUUCCUUUGAUUCUCGUCACAGGAUACCUCCAGAAUUUGAUGUACCGAAGGGAAACCCUCAGUUAUCACAAAGACCUAGCAACAUCUACAAAAAUAGCUGUUGAAGCAGUGAGUAACAUUCGAACAGUGAUGGCUCUUGGAAUAGAAGAAACAUGUCACAAUUCGUAUGUAGCAGCAAUGCAGCCUUCGUAUUUACUUGCCAAAAAAAAUACUCACAUUCGGGGUUUGAUUUUUGCAUUGGCCAGAUCUGUCUCUUAUAUUGCUCUCGCAGCCUGCAUGUAUUACGGAGGAUAUUUGAUGAAACGAGAAGUUUUACAUUAUUCCACUGUUUUUAAAGUCUCCCAGACACUAAUUAUGGGAACUAUUAUGGUCGCUGAUGCUUCUGCACAUGCUCCUAAUGUUCAAAAAGGACUGCAAGCUGCUGCAAGUAUAAUUUCGAUCUUAAAACGAAAGCCAAAAAUUCAAGAUCUGUUAUGCAUUUCUGAAAAUGAAGAGAAAUGUAAUGGAGAAGUAAAAUAUAAAGACGUUGUAUUUCAAUAUCCUACGAGGUGUGGAACCCGAGUUUUGGAUGACUUUAAUUUGGAAGUACCACCCGGAAAAACCAUUGCAUUAAUCGGUCCGAGUGGUUGCGGGAAAAGUACAAUUAUACAAGUACUGGAAAGAUUUUAUGAUCCUGUAUUUGGAACAGUGAAAUUGGAUAGUAAGGAUAUAGAAACAAUGUCUUUGGCUUCUUUGAGAAAGCACUUGGGAUUAGUAUCUCAAGAACCAACGCUUUUUGCAAGGACGAUUGCUGAAAAUAUUGCUUAUGGUGACAAUACAAGACAAGUGCCAAUGUGGGAAAUAAUUGAAGCAGCAAAACAAGCCAAUAUUCAUCAUUUCAUUUCUGCGUUACCACGUGGAUAUGAGACUAAAUUGGGCGACAGAGGCACUCAAAUUUCGGGAGGACAAAAACAGAGAAUUGCCAUUGCCAGGGUUCUCAUUAGAGAUCCAAAAAUACUUUUAUUGGAUGAAGCUACAUCUGCUUUGGACUCGGAGAGUGAGAAGGUUGUGCAGGCAGCUUUGGAUAAAACUAGAGAAGGUAGAACUUGUAUUCUAAUAGCACAUAGGCUUUCAACUGUGGAAAAUGCUGACAAAAUAUGUGUGAUGAGUGAUGGUCAAGUUGCUGAAAGUGGUACCCACAAAGAAUUGUUCGAAAAGAAAGGAUUGUACUACGAAUUGUUGUGUUUGCAAAAUGCAUUUUCAUCAUUCUGACUUUUUUUCUCUGGAGUCGAGUGCGAUGCUAACCACUGUACAAGAUCUUCUCUCUUCGCUUUUUUCGCAACCGAUACAAAUUUAUUGUACCAUUCACUAUUCUUCUUCAAGAAACACCCUAAACGUAAAAAUAUAUUUUCUGUUUGUUAUGUAAGACGAUGAGUUAACGGGUGUGUUGCAUGAAAUGCGAUAAAAAGAUAUUUUGAUUCUUAGGAACUCAUUAUUUUAUUUCUAGGAGGAAGAAUUUUUUAAUGAGUGAGAAACAUGUUUUUUUUCCUAAUAAAAUUUGAAUAUUAGUCCCACUCGCGGCAUUUUUCGCCAAACACAUAGAUUGGCUAUAUCUUUGUGACGUAAUUCUUCGCGGGAAAAUUCAAACUGCCUAAAUUAUGAAAAAGUAAAAAUGGUUUCUAAACAUGAUUUUCAAAGUAUAACUGUCUCUAAAUGGCUUUCAUAUAUCAUUGAUAAAUUAUAAUUAAUAAUAAUUACGAAGAAAAGAAUUGAAAUAGUCUGCCCAAAUAGCUUCUGCCUAUUGUCCACAUGUUUGUAUGCUUUGUGACAAGGAAAUACAAACAGCUCCAAAACAAUUCUUACGUACUAAUAUUCCUUCUUUACGGAAUUCGCUAAUUUCCAAAUUCCUUGUUUUUAAAUAUAUUUUACCUAGCUUGAUUCGGCUUUUAUAUUCGAUUGAUUGUUUUUAACUUUUUUUGGCAUUGACAGAUUAGCGCUGAAUCAGCUGUCAAGGAGAAAGCCGCGGCAGCCGUGAAACCUGAUUGGUCAGAAUUUUCAAAAGUAACAUGGCGGCUAAAGUGGUCUCAUUGGUGCUCAAUUGUAUACCUUAGUGACGCCACAUCUGUUUGAAUGUGACCAAAUAGUCAUACACAAGAAAUUUUUUUUAAGUAUUGGAAACAUAAAAAAAAAUUUUUUCUCCAUAACGUUAUUCUCUGCUUCAAGUUUCUAAAAAAAUGUUUAUCUCAUUUCAGGCAACAUAUCCAUUGCUUCUGCAUUAUGUCGU